This is a messenger RNA of Callorhinus ursinus (northern fur seal), 2393 nucleotides long. RefSeq names its product transient receptor potential cation channel subfamily V member 3 (gene TRPV3). Gene Ontology annotation, biological process: actin filament organization; calcium ion import across plasma membrane; osmosensory signaling pathway. Gene Ontology annotation, cellular component: cilium; plasma membrane. Lineage: Eukaryota; Metazoa; Chordata; Mammalia; Carnivora; Otariidae. The record is from RefSeq and is a predicted model, not a curated record. Gene Ontology annotation, molecular function: protein binding; calcium channel activity.
CCCAGAGCUCACCAGCCAUGAAUGCCCACCCCAAGGAGAUGGUGCCCCUCAUGGGCAGAAGAGCUGCCAUCCCCAGUGGGAACCCGGCUGUCCCGCAGGAGAAGAGGUCAGCAGAAAUCACCCCCACCAAGAAGAGUGCACACUUCUUCCUGGAGAUAGAAGGGUUCGAUCCCAACCCCACUGUCUCCAAGACCUCUCCCCCCGUCUUCUCCAAGCCUAUGGACUCCAACAUCCGGCAGUGCCUCUCUGGCAACUGUGAUGACAUGGACUCACCACAGUCUCCUCAGGACGAUGUGACGGAGACCCCCUCCAAUCCGAACAGUCCCAGUGCAAACCUGGCCAAGGAAGAGCAGAGGCGGAAAAAGAAGCGGCUGAAGAAGCGCAUCUUUGCAGCCGUGUCGGAGGGCUGCGUGGAGGAGCUGCUGGAGCUGCUGCGGGAGCUGCAGGAGCUUUGCAGGCGGCGACGCGGCCUGGACGUGGCUGACUUCCUCAUGCACAAGCUGACGGCCUCUGACACGGGGAAGACCUGUCUGAUGAAGGCCUUGUUAAACAUCAACCCCAACACCAAGGAGAUUGUGCGGAUCCUGCUGGCUUUUGCUGAGGACAAUGACAUCCUGGACAGGUUCAUCAAUGCUGCGUACACAGAGGAGGCCUACAAAGGGCAGACGGCACUGAACAUCGCCAUCGAGCGGCGGCAGGGAGACGUCACCGCCCUGCUCAUCGCUGCGGGCGCCGACGUCAACGCCCACGCCAGGGGUUUCUUCUUCAACCCCAAGUACCUGCACGAAGGCUUCUACUUCGGCGAGACCCCACUGGCCCUGGCGGCAUGUACCAACCAGCCCGAGAUUGUGCAGCUGCUGAUGGAGAAUGAGCAGACAGAUAUCACCUCGCAGGACUCACGGGGAAACAACAUCCUACACGCACUGGUGACGGUGGCUGAGGACUUCAAGACGCAGAAUGACUUUGUGAAGCGCAUGUAUGACAUGAUCCUGCUGAGGAGCGGAACCUGGGAGCUGGAGACCAUGCACAAUAACGACGGUCUCACACCGCUGCAGCUGGCCGCCAAGAUGGGCAAGGCCGAGAUCUUGAAGUAUAUACUCAGUCGUGAGAUCAAGGAGAAGCCCCUCCGGAGCCUGUCCCGGAAGUUCACUGACUGGGCAUACGGGCCUGUGUCAUCAUCACUCUAUGACCUCACCAAUGUGGACACUACGACAGACAACUCGGUGCUGGAAAUCAUUGUCUACAACACCAACAUUGAUAACCGGCAUGAGAUGCUGACCCUGGAGCCCCUGCACACACUGCUGCAUAUGAAAUGGAAGAAGUUUGCCAAGUACAUGUUCUUCUUGUCCUUCUGCUUUUAUUUCUUCUACAACAUCACCCUGACUCUGGUCUCCUACUACCGCCCCCGGGAAGAGGAGGCCCUCCCGCACCCGUUGGCCUUGACGCACAAGAUGGGGUGGCUACAACUGUUAGGAAGGAUGUUCGUGCUCAUCUGGGCCCUGUGCAUCUCUGUGAAGGAGGGCAUCGCGAUCUUCCUGCUGAGACCCUCGGAUCUGCAGUCCAUUCUCUCUGAUGCCUGGUUUCACUUUGUCUUCUUUGUCCAAGCCGUGCUUGUGGUGCUGUCCGUCUUCUUGUACUUGUCCACCUACAAGGAGUACCUCGCCUGCCUUGUGCUGGCCAUGGCCCUGGGCUGGGCAAACAUGCUCUACUACACGCGGGGGUUCCAGUCCAUGGGCAUGUACAGCGUCAUGAUCCAGAAGGUCAUUUUGCAUGAUGUUCUGAAGUUCUUGUUUGUAUAUAUCGUGUUCCUACUUGGAUUUGGAGUAGCCCUGGCCUCAUUGAUCGAGAAGUGUCCCAGCGACAACAAGGACUGCAGCUCCUAUGGCAGCUUCAGUGAGGCGGUGCUGGAACUCUUUAAGCUCACCAUUGGCCUGGGCGACCUGAACAUACAGCAGAACUCCAAGUACCCCAUCCUCUUUCUGUUCCUGCUCAUCACCUACGUCAUCCUCACCUUCGUCCUCCUGCUCAACAUGCUCAUCGCCCUGAUGGGAGAAACCGUGGAGAAUGUCUCCAAGGAGAGUGAGCGCAUCUGGCGUCUACAGAGAGCCAGGACGAUUUUGGAGUUUGAGAAGAUGUUACCAGAAUGGCUGAGGAGCAGAUUCCGGAUGGGAGAGCUGUGUAAAGUAGCAGAGGAAGACUUCCGGCUGUGUUUGCGGAUCAAUGAGGUGAAGUGGACUGAGUGGAAAACGCAUGUCUCCUUCCUCAACGAAGACCCGGGGCCCGUGAGACGGACAGCAGAUUUCAACAAAAUCCAAGAUUCUUCCAGGAGCAACAGCAAAACCACCCUCAAUGCAUUUGAUGAAAUAGAUGAAUUUCCAGAAACUUCGGUGUAG